AUGUCUACCGGAUGGUUUACUGGCUGGAGCUUAAACACUGCCAUUACCGAAACUCUUCAAAAGCGACUACUUACGUUUCUGUUAAGGAAAGCUGUCGGUCAGUUUUUAGCAGAAGAACUGGAUCUUAAUAAUCUUGAAGUGCAACUGGGCAAUGGCUUUUUACAAUUGAGAGAAUUACAACUGAACGUUGAGGUUCUCAAUGAACUUUUCACAGAUUUACCGUUUUCGAUUGCCAGCGGUAAAAUUGGUGGAAUAACCGCGCGUAUUCCGUGGACAACAUUUUGGAAACAGGAAUAUGUUUUGGAAAUUGAUAGUCUACAGCUUAUUCUCGUUCCUGAACAAGCAAAGCCUCGAAAUGCCAAAUCUGCACCCGAAGAUUCCCAUAUAUUAUCUUCGUCAAUACAUUUCGCUGGAGAUUUCCUUCAAAACGAGCUUCCGGCUGAAGCAGAUGAAGCGCUUCGUAACUCUAUCUAUCAAUCUUUUCAUAAUAGUGCGUCUUUCGUAUCUGACAAUAAUGACAGCAACAUUAUGGAGCAAUCUCAGACUUUUACUCAACAGGGAGAAGGAGAAAUCGAAGGAAUUCAAGUAUUGGCAAGCUUCAUUGAUAAUAUAAUUGCUAGUGUUAAAGUUGUGUUUAAGGAUACACUGAUUAGGCUGCAUCACCAAUCUACGAUAUUACCUUCAGAGCAUAUGACGAGUGGUCAAGAGCAAUUGAGAGAUUAUUAUUUUGAUCUGGAACUUCCUGAAAUUUCAUAUAAGGAUGAAACGCUUGGAAUGACGGACGAAAGUCAACCCGAAGUAUCGAAUGUCACGCUAUCUGCAAAAUCUAAAAUGAUUAAGCAUCUUUCAAUAUCCGGAUUGAGUAUUUGGCUUAGGGAAGAAUUGACUGCCGCAACUCGUUCAUCAGAUGCUCCUCAAGAUACUACAUUUUUCAAUAGUUCUCUUGCAACGAGUUCCAUUCAUUUAGAUCCACAAUCACUUGACAAAAAAGAUAAUAUAUUCCUUAGUGCAUCCGAGUUUACAGAGGGUCACGACAGUGGGGAUGAGUAUUAUGACGCUCAUGAUAAUGAAUAUAUGCCAGAUAAUGGAAACAAAGAAGCAAAGUCGUAUGAGGCGUUGCUGUUUCAUUGUAAAAAAGAGGGAAACUGGGCACGAGUAACAGUUCGCCAGAAUGCUCCUCCUCCUAUCCAUUUCGAUAACCAUAAUGCAUCAGCAUCAUACUAUAAUACGCAAGAGGCAAUGCAACAAUCGAAUAUUACUCAAUCGUAUAAUAUCGAAUGUUUCAUUGAGGCUCUGACUGGGAUCAUGACACCAGGUCAGGCUUCACUGCUUUCCGAUUUGCUCAAUGCUCUGAUUGGGAGUGAUUCAGAAGUGGAUAUCAAACCGUCUAGCGCUGCCGAGAGUGACGACGAUAUAAUUCUUCAUACUGACAACAAAUAUACAUCAAGCGACUAUCAUACCACAAAGGCGACUAGCAACUUACCUCAUGUUUUACAUCAGAAGCCGUCAUCUUUUAAAACGCAUCAACAGUCAAGUAGUUAUAAUAUGUCUAAUAGUGUUAGUUCACAUUCUGCCAAUGUACAGUCAACGGCAUCUUAUAAUCAAUCCGGAAUGAACUUCAAGCUAGAACUGCGUUUAAUAGAACUAUUCUUCUUGUAUAAUGACCCGAUCUUGGAAUGUAUUCCGGGAAGGGACACAUUCGAGAAACGACAAUUCGAAGAGAGUCAUUUAAAGGCAGAUGUCCAUAGCUGUGUUCUUAGCGUUUCAAAACGAAUGUCAGAUGAUAAUCUCUAUAACAAGAGGAGAACCGGGAGUACUUCGAGUGGUUCAUUUUCAUACGGACAACAUAAGAAUAGUGAUUUGGAGGAAGCAUCUAGCAUCUCAUUUAAUCUAACAAUAUCUGACUUUUAUAUAUUGGAGGCUUUGAAGGGACACUCGAGGCAGCGUUCGUCUGUCGACAUAUACACACAGUCUAACGCGAGCUCUGCCUGGAAGUAUUACCCUGUUUUACAGUUUGACUCUAAUCUAGAAAAGGAUUCCGGUUUUGAAGGGCAUGACUAUCCAGUUGAAAAUAUAAGGAGUAAUAGUGAAGGAAAGAGUUGGGGAGGUAAUAAGCAUACGGAUCACGGAGUCGAUUCUGCCGUUAUUAGAGUUGAUAUGCGAUAUAAUGAAGAAGAAGCGGUCAACAUUUCUACAGCUAAUCCUUCGCCUCAAUUACGUCGAGAUAUAAUUAUAGAGUUGGAACCGCUUGAAAUCUAUCUUAAUUUAUGGAUGAUAGAUCGGAUGUCUAAAUAUAUAAAUGGUAUCGCUGGGAGUAUCAACCGCGUGGAUAAAUUAGAAGAAGACAAGGCCCAAACUUUGUUUGCUUCAAGUAUAAUAGACGAUCUGGACGUUGGAUCGAGCGAGGACUCUUCCAUAAUACCGUCAAGACUUGAGAUACGCAAUGAUUUGAUUCGCUUCUGGCUCAUAUGCCCUGAUAUGAGUAGCGAUGGAAGUUGUGAACAUGGAAUACGAUCAGAUUUUAUUAUAAUUGAUGUAAUUGAAAUGAAUAUCCUAACGCCCGACGUCCGUUCUGGCAGAAUUGCUAGACCUUACACUUUUGGUCACUCUGAUACGAUUGAGACCGUAGCGAACUCGAUUGAUGAGAAUCAAACGAGAGUUAAAAUAGAGUGUCAUAGUGCUAAAGUUUAUUUGAAAAACGACAAAACUGAAAACAUUCUUACCGUUGAGAAGCUAGCUUCAGAUGAUCAAUCACUGACUCCGAACAUUUUGAUAACUUAUCGUCCAGUCAGUUCAGUAACAAGUAAACGGGCACCCAACGGAUCAUUUCCUUCAACUCCUUUUGCAAAAACGUUUACUUCAUUUGAAGGGGAAGAACGCGUUAAAUGGCAUCCAUCUGAGAGUGAAGAAGAGGAAAUGCUAAAUUUUAAACAUCGUACUAUUGAAAGAUCCAUCUUUGUCUUCAACUGUUUCUUCCCAUUUACUCGAGCAGACAUCACAAAACAAUCGUACGAUACACUAUUACUCCUGCUGAACGAUAUAUCAAUAUGGCAACAACCGAACAUUGGUCAGACGGGAAAUGAUACUAGUUCAUCUCUGACACCGACGGAACACUCUUUCGCAAUUAGUGGCUUUGAAACACACAUUCCACUAAACUUGGGAUUUGAGGAUGUUUCUUUGAACGAAGAUACCUUGGAGCCGAGACAACGCGCGGGAGAAGAGUUUAUUGGUAUUGCCAAGGACGCAAAACCAAGCCUGGCCUCCUUAGUUGUCUCAAUGGCGAAUGCCGAAAUUAAGCUAUUAUGUGACGCAACCGGUGACAUUCAAACAACAUCUAAGCGAUCUUAUCAAUUUGAUACAUCUGAAUUUAGAUUCUUUGCCGUCAUAAAUUAUGAAGGAGAAAACGUUACCUAUAUAUGCGUGGAUAAUGAUGACUUCACUCUUAGUGAUACUUCGAAUUCGAGGGAAAAAACGCAAAUACUACAGCGAACAAUCGCUAAAGAGAUCAAGACGAAGAAUACGCAUCCUAUGAGCUUGAUCAUUAUGGGCAUCUUCUUUGAUCAAGCUAUUAAUUAUAAGGAGACAAAAAUAGCUUUCUCGGUUAACGGGGUAACACUAAAAUAUACUAUGACACCCAUGUGGAUAGAGGACUUCUCGAAUUUCGUGCAAGAACCUACCAUGAUACCAUAUACAACCAUGACUAGUCAUACCAAACUACUAGUCAACAUCAAUGAUUCGUCGAUCUAUUACAAACCCGAAAACCUCGCGUCGCGUAUAGUGUUUGUAGUAGAGAAUGUAAAGGUUUCAAGCAGAAUAAUUCCCGAGUCUCCGACGUUUUCAUGUAAAGUUGUAGUACAAAAUAUGGACAUGGUGAUCGUUGAUGAUGUGAAGAGUUUGAGUGACCGCAUAAUUAACAGAGUUACCAGUGAUCCGUUAGACGUAAAAACAUAUUGGAAGGAAAUAGGUUUCGCCCAUGCCGCCGCCCUAGAUUUCGCCAAUAUAGCAGCACGAAUUAAGAGAAAUAUAUAUCCCUAUCUUGAGCUUAAGCUCACGGACGAAAAUUUAACUAUUGAAACAUGCGCCGAUACCUUUCAAACAAUACUUCAAUUGCUGAAUCAUAUAUCAGCCACGUUCAGUGCACCAGAUAAGAAGGAUAAAAAGUCUGCCGAUCCAACGACGUAUAUGUCGGUGGGUGAUGGGAUAACCGAAGCAUUAGAAGGAAGCAUAUUGGAUGAAAUAGACGAAAACGCUUUCAAAUAUUCGAAGCCAAAGACGAUUAAAUCAAGAACCCCCAAGAAUCAUUCAAAGCAGGACAAUUUGAAUCAAGAUGUUAUCUACUUUGAUGAGGAGUUUUUUGAGAAAGAUGAACCACGAGAUAGGCCUGAUAAUAAUGAUGAAGUGUUUGAAUCCAAGGCCGUUCGAGAGUUCGAUGGAGGCCUCGAAGAUUCCGAAAAUGUAAAAGGUCUCGAAGACUUUGAAAAUAAAUUAACAUGGGUAACACCUUAUGAAAUCGAAUACAAGGAAGAUCAUUUUGCUGCACCAACUGUCAGCGAACUCGAAGCAGCUGAAGGACAAAAGAAGAGCCUCAUGCGUGUUCGGAUACGAGACUUCAAUGUCAUAUGGAAGCUAUAUGAUGGAUAUGAUUGGGAGAACACUCGAACGGAAGUAUUGGAUCGACUUGCACGUGCCAAAGCUCAAGCUGAAAUGCUUGCUGAAGCGUCUAAAGAUACCGGAGAAGAAAUGAAUAAGACUGUGAAUACUGAGACGAGUAGUUUCUUCGAGCAAAUAGUGACAGGAACCCCAUUCAGACAUUCAGAAUAUGAUACCUUUUCGCAAGCGACUUCUGAGAUAGAUUUUAUGGAUGAUCAUAGUGAGACAGCCAGUCAGUUCGGUAGCAAAACAGAUACAGAUAAUCACUGUGGAAGAGAAGGGAGACGAUCGAACCCUAUUCACCGUCCUACUCGUCCGAAACUGAGUCGAUCGCGAUCUAGCAAAUUAGAUAUAAUAUUAGAGAAAAUAUCUUUAGAUUUUGAUUCGUAUCCAGAGGAUGAUCAAGUAGGCUUUCGCCUGCUUGUAUACGUUAAAGAGAUCGAAAUUCUUGACAAGAUUAAAACUUCUGGGUGGGGCAAAUUUAUGUCACACAUGCGAUCAGCUGAUGACAGGAACUUGUACGAGACAAAGUCCAAGAUGGUUCGAGUAGAGCUAAAAAGUGUUCGCCCAACUCCAUCCGAUUCAGAGGAGCUCAGAUUGAAAGUUCGACUGUUGCCAUUAAGAUUCCACAUCGAUCAAGAUGCUCUCAACUUUUUGAUACGAUUUUUCUCGUUCCAAGAUCGCUCUGACAGCACGCCUAAUACAGAAGAUGAUACUUAUUUUCAGUACUUUGAAAUACAGCCAGUUGUCAUGAAAAUAGAUUACAAACCCAAGCACGUUGAUUAUACAAAUCUGAAAGAGGGAAACCUUGUGGAACUUAUGAAUUUCUUCCAUUUGGAGGCUGCUGAAAUGACAUUAAGAGAUGUCACGCUUACUGGAGUUAAAGGAUGGCGACGACUAAUUGAAGAUUUGGGCGCUGCUUGGUUGCCCCAUAUCACUAAUACGCAAGUGUCCAAUGUGCUGUCAGGAGUAGCCCCCAUCAGGUCUCUAGUCAAUAUAGGUUCUGGAGUAGUUGAUUUGAUAUUGCUUCCUGUUGAACAGUACAAGAAAGAUGGCCGAAUUAUUAGAGGAUUGCAAAAAGGGACUCAAUCAUUUGCAAAAGCAACGACAAUGGAGGCUAUUAAACUGGGGACCAAAUUAGCUGUGGGAACGCAAGUAAUGCUGGAGCAUGCUGAUGAGAUAUUGUCAUUCAACUCCGAUGAUAAGAGUGGUCGUGGAGCAAGCAUGUCAACGGCAGCAAGCGAGGAUGAUAGCGAUGAUGACAAUCAAGAAGGGAAACCAAGUAAAUAUGCACAGCAGCCAGCCGAUAUUAAUGAAGGUAUUGAAGCUGCCUACAAGAGUCUCCGACAAAACAUUGGUACAGCUGCACAUACUAUAUUCGCUGUACCCAUGGAAGUGUAUGAAAAGACUGGAGCACAAGGAAGCGCUAAAGCAGUCAUAAAAGCUGUUCCAGUUGCUGUAUUGAAACCUAUGAUAGGCGCAUCAGAAGCUGUAUCCAAAACUCUUCUUGGGCUACGUAAUACCAUUGAUCCAAAUCAGAAACUGGAGAUGGAGGAUAAAUAUAAGCGAAGAACGUAG
This is a messenger RNA of Paraglomus occultum, 6228 nucleotides long. NCBI's taxonomy places the organism in Eukaryota, Fungi, Glomeromycota, Glomeromycetes, Paraglomerales, Paraglomeraceae. The record is from the annotation of a GenBank genome assembly.